Molecule: messenger RNA, 1690 nt
Organism: Solanum dulcamara
Lineage: Eukaryota; Viridiplantae; Streptophyta; Magnoliopsida; Solanales; Solanaceae
Exons: 4
Coding region: 275-1363 (362 amino acids)
Source: RefSeq, a predicted model, not a curated record
GUUGCAAGCCCCACUAUAUCCCAUUCUCUCUUUUUCUCUUACACUUUAUUUUAUUAGUCUCUCUUCUUUAGAUUCUUUUUCAAAUCCCCUGUUUUCCUCUUACUCUAUUUGGAGUUGUCACUGCCACUUUUUUCACACAGUGGAAGAACAGAAAAGCACAAAGGGGGUUGUUGUGGCUGUAAUUAUUACUUGUAUCUUUAAGAAGCAGCAACGUUUGGAUCAGUUAAAGCUCUUCAAUAAACACAUCUAACUUCUUUACUCUUUUAUUGUUGAGAUGGAGAAGAAGUUGGAUGAUGGUGAGUUUUGGCUUCCUUCACAGUUUCUUACGGAUGAUUUUGGAUCCGGGUUUAACCCGUUUGGAACUCAGUCGGAUCUGAGUUCGCCGGUGGAGUCUGUGAUCGGGUCAGUAGAUACAGAGAGUGAUGAAGAAGACUAUAUUACUGGGUUAACUCAGAAAAUGGCUCACUCUGCACUUCAUGAAUCUGGGUUCGGCUAUGGAAACACAAAGGGUUGGAGUUUAUCAGGUUCGCCUCAGUCGACUUUAUACCGGUGCAAGCAGGGAUCAAGCCAUGGAAGACCAAACUGUCCUUCACAGGUUUCUUCCCCGCCGCCGGUGAACCAAAGCGAUAGGGCUUUUGAUCAAUUUUAUGCGACUGCCGGAGAAGUUGCGAGGAUUAGGAUGAUGGAGGAAGUUACCGGACUUUAUCAUAGUAAAACUGGAUUAUGGGGUAUUGCCGAGAAAAACAGUAGAGUCCCUGUAGCCCCAAAAUACUUAAAUCAGCCCUCGCUCUCUUACCAACAGUUGCAAAUAGCUCAAUUUCAGCGAUUGAAACAGCAACAGAUAAUGAAACAAGGCCAAGGAGUAUUUGUUCAGUAUCCGGUGAACCAGAACCACCAGCAAUUGGCUCAAAGCAGAGGCCAAAAUGGAGCUUCUAGGCCUAUGAAUUCUUCAAUUUCUAGUUGGCCCAUGUUGCAGCAGUCUCAGUUUCACCAGCAGCCUAGCUCAGGCAUGCGUGCUGUUUUUCUGGGAAAUCCAGAUCCUAAAAGGGAGUGUGCUGGAACUGGUGUUUUCUUGCCCAGAAGAAUUGGGACACAAACUGAAACUCGAAAGAAACCAGGGUGUUCAACAGUUUUAUUACCAGACAGAGUGGUCCAGGCCCUGAACUUGAACUUAGAAGCUGUGGAUGUUAGGCAACAGAAUCUUGUUCAAGCCAGAAGUGGCUCAACUCCUUCCGGUGGUUCGCGAUAUCCGAAUAAUAUGGCAGUGGCUCAACCGAGACAUAAUUUGAGAUCAGGAAAUACCUACUCACAACCAGCAACAAUGUCACAAGAGCUACUUCUUCCGCAGGAUUGGACUUACUGACCGAUAAAUGUUGAUGAAGUUUUAGAAGCAGGGGAGAUUUUGUUACUAGUUAUGGAUAGUGGGGUUAGAUAGUUAAGAAUGAUAUAUAUGAUGAAGAAUGUUGGGAAUUAAAAAAAAAAAGAAUAAAAGCUUUUUUAGUUUUAAUAAGUAGUGAAAAGGAGAAACUAGGUUGGGUCAUGUUUUGCUUGGGAUUACAACUUACUUUCUACACUUUUGUUGCCAGUGUCUAUGGGUGUGUUGCAGAAAAAUGAUAUUUAAACCCUCCAUGACCUGGUAUGGCAGGCAGGGGAAUUGAUCAAUAAUUAUACCAUUAAUUAUUUACUAUUA